AGCUAUUUUGUAACGGACUAUGACCCAACCAUUGAAGACAGUUACACAAAACAGUGUGUUAUCGAUGACGUGCCCGCCAAAUUGGACAUCCUCGAUACAGCUGGCCAAGAGGAAUUUAGUGCGAUGCGUGAGCAAUAUAUGCGUUCGGGCGAAGGAUUUUUGCUUGUUUAUUCGCUAACGGAUCACAACAGUUUUGCCGAAAUCAGUAAAUUUCAGAAACAAAUUCUACGUGUGAAGGACAGAGAUGAAUUCCCUAUGUUGCUGGUUGGAAAUAAAUCAGAUUUGGAACAUCAGCGUCGGGUGUCAUUGGAAGAAGCGCAACAGUUCAGUUGUUCCGUGGGAAUGCCGUAUAUUGAAUGCAGUGCAAAGUUACGCAUCAAUGUGGACCAAGCAUUUCAUGAGCUCGUCCGUAUCAUUCGGAAGUUCCAAAUAGCCGAACGACCCUACAUCGAAGAUACUUAUAAGCGUAAAUCGAAGAAGAAGUGUUGCAUUUUAUAGAAGUAAAACGGAGAAGCAAAGUGGCCAAGGAUUGACGCGACCGAUUUCAAUCAAUUCCGAAUUACGUCUCAUCCUCAUUACUACACUACACAAACACUUCUACCAACGUUUUCAUACCAUUUACCACAUAUUCACAUUGAUUUUUGCAAUGAGAUUCUUUUUUAUAUAUCGAACGGUUCCCAGUGCCUUUUAUAUUUUCGUUUCACCCUUUGUUUCGGAUGUAUAGAUUUUUUUUAAUUUUUUUUAUUUUGUUUGAUGUUUUUAAAACUACUUAAAUAAUUUAUUUAAACGUAAACGACUGAGAAGACCAUUCUUUUCAAUGCAACGGAGUAACUUAAUUCGAUUGAACACGUAUUUUUUUAUAUUUUGAUGACUGUAUUGUUUUUUUUUUAUGAGCUGUUAUUUUUAAUUUUUCUACAUGCACUUCACACACGAAAAUUGCGUUUCAUAAAAUUAAGUCAAAUUAAAAAAGUGCCUUUUUUAAAUUAUUUUUUUUUGUAUUUUUUCACACUUUUAUCUAAAAUGUUACAAAUAAAUUUGAUGAUUAGAUUUAUGAAAUAUCAAAAUAUUUGUACGUGUGCAAUUUGAAUUAUCACAAUGACUAAAAAUAGCCAUUUCAAUUACAAAUUCCAUAUCAACAGUAACACAUCAGCUUUAUUCACGAUUUCGUGCAAUUCUUUUUUAAAAAAGAUGUUACAUAAUGAGAAAUAGUAUGUGUCAAAUCGGAUGUAAAAAAAAAGAAAGUAUUUUAUAACAUUUACACUUUAGAACAAAUAACUACUAUAUAGAAACUCUGCCAAAUUCUCAAAUCAAAGCAUGUAAAUUUGCUUCGCCAUUUCACAGAAAUAGAUCUGACAAACUAUAAACAAAUAAAAAAAAUUACAAUAUUAAAAGUACUAAACCAAAA
Messenger RNA from Contarinia nasturtii (swede midge), 1405 nucleotides. It is a transcript of the gene Ras64B, whose product is annotated as ras-like protein 2. Gene Ontology annotation, biological process: signal transduction. The transcript is spliced from 4 exons. Gene Ontology annotation, molecular function: GTPase activity; GTP binding; GDP binding. NCBI's taxonomy places the organism in Eukaryota, Metazoa, Arthropoda, Insecta, Diptera, Cecidomyiidae. The annotation marks the transcript as partial. The record is from RefSeq and is a predicted model, not a curated record. Gene Ontology annotation, cellular component: plasma membrane.